AUGCUCGUCGUAGUCGCUCCAGGAGUUUCAGUUGAUGUGGUCGUGGUGGUCGUCCCUGGAUUCCCCGUUGAGAUGAUCGUCGUGGUCGUUCCAGGAUUCCCCGUAGAAAUCCUCGUCGUAGUCUGUUCAGGACUCCUCGUUGAAGUCAUUGAGGAUAUGGUUCCAGGAGUCUCCGUUGGUAUGGUCGUUCCAGUAUUCCCCGUUAAAAUCCUCGGCACUUUGGUCACAGGAUUUUCCGUUGAUGUGGUCGUCGUCAAUAUUAGUUUGUCUGAGACUGGUAUUAUGUAA
Messenger RNA from Necator americanus (New World hookworm), 288 nucleotides. RefSeq lists its product as uncharacterized. The record is from RefSeq and is a predicted model, not a curated record. The transcript has a single exon. The coding region runs from base 1 to 288 and encodes 95 amino acids. NCBI's taxonomy places the organism in Eukaryota, Metazoa, Nematoda, Chromadorea, Rhabditida, Ancylostomatidae.